Messenger RNA from Bombus terrestris (buff-tailed bumblebee), 9538 nucleotides. RefSeq lists its product as uncharacterized. The coding region runs from base 725 to 5221 and encodes 1498 amino acids. Gene Ontology annotation, biological process: protein dephosphorylation. The transcript is spliced from 11 exons. Gene Ontology annotation, molecular function: protein tyrosine phosphatase activity. The record is from RefSeq and is a predicted model, not a curated record. Lineage: Eukaryota; Metazoa; Arthropoda; Insecta; Hymenoptera; Apidae.
GCGACACUCCGAAACAGCAAGGGUACGUGCACGACUCGCGUAGUCAGUCUCGCGCCGAGCGUCUUAUAGUGCGCAUUGUUAAAGUUUAAUAUCGUCUGCGCUUCGACCAGUGAAUUUGAAAACUUCCGCCAACUACGAAACCAACUACGAUACAAACGUGUGCACAUGACAGACGACCAGUGACGGUUCUUGCGUGGAGCAGACGAAAGUCAACAGAUCGUUAAUUCGUUUGCAUCCAACAAGCACAGACGUUUCGAAGCUACGUUGGUCGUCGGUUAUGUGUCAUACCGUUGAAUGCAAAUGAAUUAGAGAGACGGAACGAUUUCGUAGAUCGGGAGCGGAAGAACAUUAGGAGGAGAGACAACGUAAAUGGUGAGAGAACGCGUCGCCAUGGGUACCGUGUGUUGUGGCUCGCGGGUGUAGUGCGAACCCCGUAAUCGAAGGGAAGAGACAAAACUGAGGGACAGAGAUCACGUGAUAGAGAAAGAAAGGGGAAAGAGUGAAAGGCACGGGAGAAAAAGAAGGAAGAUAUAGAACGCGUGGACAAGCGUGACCGGCCAAGACUUCGAAAGGCUACUCUCUCGUGGCCGUCACGUCGAGGAGAGGGCAGCGAGAGCCGGGCAGAGAAAGAGGGAGAAUAAUGCGGACUCGUUGCUUCCGCCUUCAUCAGCAGCACGUUCAGAUCUGCUCGUAAUUCCGCGAGGAGGUCUAACGAACGGCGGAGAUGACUGGAAGAAGAAGAGUGCCACUCGUGUUAAGAGUAUGCACAGGUGUUUUCCUGCUACUCUUCAACACGGUCGCCGUGGACGCGAGGAAAGACCCAUCGUCGAGUUCGGAGAAACUACUCACCCCCGACGUAUCGGAAGCAUCGAUAUUCGAACAGAACAAGACGAUCUUAAACAAAAUACCAUCGAGAGACGAGUCGGAGUUUCCCUUAGCAGAGACGAAAAACGAAGCCGUCGGUCCGUACAACUCGACUAAAAGAGGUUUCGAAACGGUAGACGAUAAGCUCGUAAAAAAUGCCAAAACGGCGGACAAGGAGAAAGUGGCAAUGCCGAUCGACGAGGAUACCGAGUUACAAGGAAUCAGGUCGCGCGAUCAAGUCGACAAAUUGUCGACCGUAGAUUCAGCCAACAGCGGAUUCAAGCUCGAGGAAAUCGUCUAUGGAACUUCUGGGAAGAGUUCUAGCACGAAAACCAUAUCCGAGGACGCUUACAGGCUGACCAGAACCAAUGGUUUGACCACGGUAACCACGAAACCAGCGUUAGAAGAAUCAAAAGUCGACGAGGCGAAGAACAAAACCGGGCUCGUUGAACGCUCCAACGAUACCUCGAGGCAGGAACCAAGAGAAACUAAGAAAUCGUCGGAAGAUGGCUUGGAGCUGAAAGAGGAACGCGUGACAGACACGAAGGAAGAAGCGGCGAAAGAGGCGAGCACGGAUUCCGGGCUAAAAUCAGAAACGUUUAACCCUGAGAACGAGUCAGCUCCGGAAAAAGUUCGUUUCCUCGGAGAGUUUCAGCAAAGGAAGAAAAAGGCGGAGGGUCCGGUGAAGAACUCGGAAGUUCCGGACUUAAAGGAGGCUGACGAGAAAAAAGAGGAGGACGUGUCCGUCUCGUUGAUCAAUGACACGUACGUCAACUACAGCCACCGUUCGAAAAUCUCGACGGAGAAGAGCGUGGAGACCGACACGGCUGACAAAUGGACGUCUCUCGAAAACGCGACAAAUUUUAUCACCGAGGAGAUUCCAGUGACUCACGAGUCGCGGCAUCCGAAGGAGGAGGUGGAGGUCGUCGGGAACGUGACUCAGCCGGUGAUCCAGCGGUUUAUCGAUCGACAAUCCCAAAACUUGACGUCAAAGGACGCCGACCUUGCCAACGAAUUAAAUCGAACGUCUAACCGGGACAAGGACUUCUUGCGCGAUUCUGCGAACGCUAACGAGACCAGUCACGAGAAACAGCAGGAAAUAGAGGAAAGAGAUCAGGAGAAAUUGGCGCGGCUUACCACCGAAAGGACGAGCGAAGAAUCUUCCACGGUUCAAGGAAUUUCCAGUCCGGUUCCCAGAGGAAGAACCAUAGCGUUCGAGUCUGCAAGCUCGAAGAGAACGAUCGUCGCGAAGAAGAACGCCACUGACAGGUUCGUGGACCAGAAACCCUAUCCUUACACGAAAUCGCCUAAAGAGUCGCUUCGUAACGCCAGUAACCAGCUGGACGUUACCACGGAAGAAGCUUCUGCUUUGGAGAACACGAUCGGCAAGGGACAGUCGGAAGAAAAGUUCGUCGUAACCGAAGGUUCGGACGUGUUGGAGAAUAGCAUCCAGCAGUUUAAGCCGACCUAUUACGGGAAAGUAAGCAACGAAUCGUCGACUAUCUCGAGCACGGAGGUACGCCCGUCCGUUCAAAUAACGACCGCGCCUUUGGUUAGAUUAGAGGAAACUAGACCGACGAAUCAGACCGUGGUCGAGAAAUCAAGCGAACAGAAGGGCAUCGACGAGAGCGGAGAAAAAUCGACGAGCGCGGGAAAUGACGUUUCUCGGUGGGCUGAGAGCCGCGAGACCUCUGGGAUGGGGAACGUCGAUGUGACUGGAAACGGGAUAACGGAAGUGAGCGUGAAGCCCGAGAGUGGCGAUAAACGGACCUACGAGGCCUCCUUGCAGGAGAUUACGGUUCGGACAACGCUCACACCUUUAACAACGGAACCCGUCGAACCGCAAACGGACCUCGGAAUGCUCUCGAACGCGGACCUGCAGACGAACGUAGCUGGUUCUCUGCUGAUACGAUCCACGCUCAACGCCACCGAGCUCUCCACCGAGUAUCCACUGAUCAAAGGGAAUUUUUCUGACGAGAGAUUGCCGAUAUUCCCCACUACACCCACGGACACGAGCACCGUCAAAGUAGCAACGGACAGUGCCACCGUCUUGCCGACGACCACCAUCGAAGAAACUUCCGUAGGGAACGUCACCGAACCACCAACUGUCUCGGACGCUAACGGAACCAACGAAAUCCCUUCCGGUGUAAGUGGCACUCUCAGCCCCGAGGAAACUUUCGUACCUACCACUACCAACGUCGAGUUCGAGUUCGUUGGCCUGUCCGACUCGACCACUUUUCUCUGGCGGAACGCUACCGAGGAACCACCCAAGGGACGCGAUUUACCAAACGAAACUUCCGUCGUGCCCACGGUUAAGGAUUUACUCGAAAAAAAUACGCCCAACGAAGGCACCACGACAGUGAGCAACGAAUCGACCACGGAGAAUACAUCGACGAUCAGCGAGACCGAAAUUCCUGCCACGAGUAAUCCAAUGACGGACCGGACGAUCGUUCCUACGUCGAUACCGAGCCAAACGGUACAGUCUAAGGACGAGUUUACGACUCGGCCGAGUUUCGCCGACGAGGAAACUGACAGCAGCUCGACCAGCCUGGACGAAGUUGAGAAAACGAUAGACGUGACGGAUUCUUGGAGCACCACGAGCGAGGAGAAUGUCGCGACGACCACGAUUAGAACGGAACAGACGAUUUCAAAGGAUUCCAAGGAUUCCUAUUUCAUGGCGAACGUUACCGAGUCCCCCGUGGAAUUCACGUCGAUACCGAACGUUUACACGACAGAUGCCACGCGAGUGACUACUUCCAGCCCCUUUGUCCCGAUCGGUCUCGAGCCAAGGACCCCGGUUUCGAGUAGCACGAGCCCAGCAACCGUUUCCAACAUACCGUCGGUCACGGCGCACGACGCGACAGUGUUACCCGACCAGGAGGAGAUUACGUCGCUAGUUCGAAUCGACGUGGAAGGCACCUGGUUCGACGUGUGCCCGCAAAUGGACAAAUUGAGGCACACCCUGGCGAUUAUUUUGACGUCCGGGAUGGAGAAGCCGGUAUCCGACAAACAAAUUAUUUUCCAUCAAAAUCCGUGUCAGGAGCCACCGAAUACUACGCCAUCGUCGUCCGAUAUGCCCAUGAUGAGCAUCUUGAUUUACGUCGUCGACGAAACUGGCAAGUUCGACGGCACUAUGACGAAAAUGUUGCCCAGUUUGUACGAGGAAUCGCGGGACCACGUCAAGUUUCCGAUUACCAUACACAGAUUUCUUCUGGUACAGGAAAAGGGUCCAGAUUCCGGAAACGCGAUAGCGGUCGUCGUGGUCUCCUCGGUUGCCUUGAUUUGCCUGGUUCUUCUCACUGGUCUUCUGUUUAUCAUGAGGAAGAGGCAAACGAGGUUUAACUAUGGCGAACGAUGUCGUCCCGUGUCUUUAGACGCUUACAGCCUUGACAGUGUUUCCGCUUACAACAGCGUCAGACGCAAAGGUGUGACGAGAUCUUCGAAAAGAAGCUAUGGGAAUCCAACUUUUGAGGAUUCGAGCGCCAUUCCGUCUCAUCCGUUGAACUUCGCGGCCCUUUCAUCCUUCUGUAACGACGUUAACGCAAUCAACGAGGAAUUCUCCGGUAUUCCACAAGUUUCAGCGAAGAUAGACGAAUUGCCUGCUGGGGCGGAAGUGAAGAACAGAUACGCGAAUGUGAUACCGCUUCCGGAGACCAGAGUGCUCCUACAAAAAAUCAACAACGAUCCUCUUACGGAGUAUAUCAACGCCAGUUACGUUCGGGGACCGAAGAACGCAACGAAAUAUUACGUCGCUUGCCAAGCACCGAUGGAGUCGACCGUUACCGAUUUCUGGAGAAUGAUCUGGGAGCAACAGUGCAAAGUGAUCAUCAUGCUGACCGAUCUCGUGGAGAACGGGGUGGAAAAGUGCACCGAGUACAUCCCACCCUCCGAAGUUACCGACUGUCGCCGGUUAUACGGUGACUUCCAAGUUACUCUAAAAAAGAGAGAAACCAAAGAGAAAUAUGCCAUUUCCACGCUUCAUUUAAACAAUUUGGAGAAGAACACGUUCCGAGAAGUGUAUCAUAUUUGGUAUCUGUGGCCGGUGAACGGAGUGCAGUCGGACGGCGCCGGGUUAAUAGCUGUGCUUCUCGAGGCGAGGGCACUCCAAAGGGGUGGCCCUGGACCCAUUGUGGUCCACUGUAGUCCUGGCACUGGACGUACGGGAACGUUAAUAGCUCUUGACCUAGGAAUUAGACAAUAUGAGAUUACGAGGACUGUGGACGUGCCAAGGGUCGUUUACACUAUCAGACGGGACCGUGCUGGAGCUGUCAAGACGAAAGAACAAUACGCUUUCAUUUACAAGGCAUUAAAUUUGUACGCGACCAAACUUGCCGGCGGUGUGCUGGAAUCUACGUGAACCUCUCGAGAUUUCGAAGAAACGUCUGUUCAGACGUCGAGUCUAAGUCGUAGCAGAGAACUGCUUUAUCUGUGAACGAUAAACAUCACCGAAGACGAUAAGAAACCGCGAGAUUGUACGACGUACUGUAUGCCAGUUUUACCUGUAGGACAGGAAGCUAAUGAAAAUCGAACGAAGGAAGUUAACUUGUGAUACGUGGACCAUAGCGACGGUCGUAUUUCGCUCGAGACCUUUGUUUCGUCCUCUCGAUGUCCGACAAUCUCGCCAAGAAAAUUCAAAGCAUUUCUUACCAUCCGUUCGUCUACCUCUCUCGAUCGACGUUUCGGUAUUUCUUAAGAGAAAGUUGCCAUCAAAUAUUAAGUUAUCAAACAGAUCUACGUCAAUUUGUAAUGAAAUUUUGCGUGGUAUUUCGUCCACGUACGAAAGCAGAAUUUUUUUAAAGCGUGCAAGGAAUAAAAGAAAUUAAUUACAAGUAGAAAAUUCUUAAUUCGUAUCGUCGUAUCGUGGAUGAGCCAUAACAAUUUUAUUGGCUUACUUAAUUUAAGUCGAAAAAUUAAGUAACUUAAUCGGAAUGAGACGUGAAGUAAUCACCGACGAUCCAACGCUACCAGUCGAGUAUUACUAAAGUCGAUAUUUUAUUCUAAAUACGUCAUGACUGAGAAGAGGAGACAAAUUGGAUGGUAACGUGUUCAAGCGAAGAACAAAGAGGCGGAAAUUAAUUUGUGAUAUCCGGACCAUCCGUCAACGGUAUUCAACUUCGUAUUUCUUAGGCCUAUUCAAUUUCGUAAAGCUUUUUUUACCGUAGAUUUCGUCUCUUUUUGUCAAUAUUUUAAUAUACAUAUGUAUAUAUAUUACACGUAUUGCGUACAUAUAUUUAUAAAUAAGAUGACGAUUAGGUAUAGUUGAAUAUUUAAUGUCGAUGCGUCAUACUUCGUAGUCAAUAGCGUUAUCCCGGAAUAUGGCAAUCACGGAAGGAUUAUUUCUUACGAUAAAAUAUUCCGCAACCGGCAUUGUAUGACCAAACGAGAGUAAAAAAAGGAAAAAGAGCGAGAGACACCUUCUCGGAGAAUUCUGUGUGUGUAUUUAGUGUCGUCUUAAAGGUGUAAAAAGAAAUAUAUGUAUGUAUACAAAAUAUGUUAAUUAUUCUUUAGUAUUGCAAUCGUUCACGAUGUUACAUUUGUAAGAAUUCAGAGAGAUUGCACGAUCGACUAGUUCUUUUUUCUCUCUUCUUUUCCCAGCUAUAGAUAUAUGUAUACAUAAUAUAUAUAUACAUAUAUAUUACCGUAUUAUUGUUGUUAUUGUUAUUGUUGUUGUUGUCACUGUACAGAUACUUUGAUUCGUAGCAGGUUGCUCUCUAUAAUUGUACAUAGAAACCAACCCGAAUAAUACACGGAGAGAUUGAUCGUAUCGUUAGAUUCCGUUAGAUUUUUCGUUCGUUUGGUACGCGGAAGUGUCGUGAAUUCUCGUCGAAUUAAACGAGCGUGUUCGUAGUCGCACGCCAUUUUUCUCAGAGACUUCGAACACGUUUCAGGAGCGCAUCGAAUUGUCCCAUAAAUUUUGUCGGUUUCGUUAAACCCUGUUAAAGUUAGCUUCUGUGAACGAUCAGGCAUUUUUGUUUCAGCAUUUGAAAACAAUCAGAUGAUGCGACGAACCUAAACAAUCGUAUUAAUGAUUCAUUUCGACCGGUUAUUUUUGACCGAAGAUCUUUCUCUGAGUGUGCCUUAAGAAAUAGGUUCUUUCGUCAAGGAUUAAUUUACUUUUGCGAAACACGCGAAUUAUAUAUUUUCUGUCAUCCCGUGUAUCUUUUAAAUCGAUUUGUAUGGAAAUUAUACAUGUACAGGAGUAACUGCGACUUUUGUUGAAAUUAAAUGUUUCGUCUUUUAUUUGUAUAGAAUAUAUUCUAACGUCAGCGAACUGUUAACCAAAAUAAUUAUUUAUUUCUAUUCUACUUUUCCAAUUUUUCGUAUUAAUAUUAUGUAAAUGUACGCAAUGUACCGUUUGUUAUGUUUACCAUCUCUCUAAACGUAAAGGCUAAUAAACUUGUAAAAUGAUCAAAUAAUUUUAAGAUCAAAUCAAAGAGAAUCAAAACCAGAUGUCUAUACUGGCUUCUUAUUCGUUAAAAAUCAUCGCGAGACGAUUGUUAAAUCGACAAAAUUUCUGGUAUAAUACUGUCAGUGUCAUGAACCGUAUGAAAGAAAAUUUUAUAAGAAAAUUGCCCCCCUACUCCCUCAACCGAUAGUCGAGAUUGACCAACUUCGCCAACUUGUAUGAAACGUCACGUAAAGAACUGGAACGGAGAGCUGAAAUUAAGCUGCGUGUGAGAAAACAAAACCAGGAAUACAGGGUUAUUUCGUAGCUUCUAUCGAGCCCGCUAUUUAAGCACAUACGUAUAGUACAUCCAUAAUAACUAACUUUGUAAUAGUACUGUAAUAUGGUAAACGAGUCGACUUAUAGUCGAGGCUACAGAGUACGUAACUCAUGGUACACAUCAUCUUUCGAGAAUAUCAUCGAACAGAGACGAUAGAAAUUUCUCAAAUUGUAAAUCAAAUACGCUUCAGCGAGGAACGCGACGAACAUCGAACAUACACAUUUAUGGAAUUAAACGACAAUGACAAUUUACACGUCUAAGAGCACAGAGAUAUCCGCCGAUAUAAACAAAAAAAAAAAAAAAAUAAAAAAAAAAAUAAAAAGAAACAUUUCGUACAGUUUCGUGCGAAUGAUUCGUGCCACCUUUGAUUUUUAGUCGAGUGCCCCUGAAGCAUUUGCCUCGCUUGUGGAAAUUUUGAAGCAGCGUCUCUUAAUCAGUUUUAGUCUCUGCGAAAUGAAAAAUAAAAUACAAUUUUCUCACGGAAACAGCCUGAGCCUUUCGCACGGUACUGUACGCCGGUGUAACAAUGCAUAAACAUUUGCCAUAGGAUAAAAUAUUAGAAACCUUCGGAUUAAUUACAUUUAGAGGACCUUUAUAAAGGAUCAAGACGGUUAGGUGUCUAGAGAUUAAAAAUUCGACACAGUCGAAGAGAAAGUAGGAAUAUUAAGCGCAAUGAUCUCAUUUGCCGAUACUUGGAACGAAGUGAAUUCUCAAUUGAUAGUUCUUCGAUGUGAGCGAAGGAGAAAUUUCAUGCGCCACGCCAUUAUUAAUUACGAGAAUGGUUCUUAUCGAAGUUAAUUCCAGCGUGAACGAUGCGAUUGUAUUCGAGCGCUGGAAAGACGUACGUCCCUGUUUCCUGAAUAGUAUUAUAUAAUGGAGAAAAAUAUAUAUCUCGUAAUCGAUAUACGUUAGGAUUUCUGUCUUACUUAAUGUUAUAAUCGCUAACUAAUAACUCGCAAUCGUCGUAAUCGUAUAGAAGACUCUGUGUGUGAUAUCGUUUUAUGUAAUAUGGAAUGUGAAAGCCGAAGGAAGUGUCCACUUGAAAAUUCCAACGGAUUAAGAUAUAUUCGACUUAUACAAAACCAGUUAACGCGCCAAAUAUACAUCUUAUUUAAUUAUAUUAAUCGUUAGAGAUCGAGGUUUCGUGUCGAAUUGUUCUUUACCAGUAUAUCGUCCACUUCUUCUUUCGAUUUAACGACGACAACUUACUUCGUCGGAAGUUUCGAUUUCUGAAAUUCAAAGGACUGCUUUUUAAAGUUUGCAAAGUUUGCGGAAGAUCGAAGUAUUUUAUAACGUUUAAAACGUAGUCGAUCACGGUUAAAAUAUUUUCUUUUUCCCUGAAUAUCGUGUAUCUUAUCGGUACGAAUGACGUACAUAUCCCCGACACUUACCUUACGCAUUAUAAGGGGAUUUCGUCCAAAAAUAUUUUAAGCUACCGCUAUUACGAAUAUCUCUUUGCCAAAGUUUAAUCGUUACUUCAAUUAAUAUAAUAUAAUAGAAAAGUAUUAGAGAGAGAUAAUAUCUCGAAUAAGUUAAUACAGUUAUUUAAGGAACAAAGUGGACAAGAUUUACAGCACAAUGCAAUGCGUGAAACCAACGUACCAAAAAAAAAAAAAAGAAUUUAAAUGUUCGAUUAUAAUAUAAAUGUUCAGUAUCGAUACUAUAAGAGGAAUAUGUAUGUUUAGACCGUUUAGAGAAAGUUAGAGAAAAAUGUCCCCGCGUAACGAUACCUUCGAGAAUGAAGAAUGAGCGUGUAGAAUUAAUGGGAAAACCAAUGAAAACCGAACGUGCAUGUGUCGAUAUAAAACUAUACGUGUAAUAAUAUCACAGAGAUUGAAAGCCGAUGAACGAAACACGAUAAAUAAUGGUGUUCGGUCGCGCAGUUAUCGCGACAGCUGUGUCGAUUGCACCUGCAUAGCUGGACCAACAAAAUAAAUGUAAUUGUUCGA